Panicum hallii is the source of this 2188-nucleotide messenger RNA. Its product is annotated as zinc finger CCHC domain-containing protein 8 homolog. The coding region runs from base 191 to 1783 and encodes 530 amino acids. The transcript has 9 exons. Lineage: Eukaryota; Viridiplantae; Streptophyta; Magnoliopsida; Poales; Poaceae. Gene Ontology annotation, molecular function: zinc ion binding; RNA binding. The record is from RefSeq and is a predicted model, not a curated record. Gene Ontology annotation, cellular component: catalytic step 2 spliceosome.
GGCUCCGCGAAACCUUUCGUCGUCCGUUCCCCCGUUCUCUCCCUCUCGUGGCCUUUCUUUCCCGGCGGUGACGACUGGCGAGCGCCGCCGCCGCCCUACGCCAGGCCUUCGUCGGGCCCUUCGCCGGCGACGAGCACCCACCAGAUUCGACCCGGAAUGUGAAUGCAUAGUGUAAUUGCCCCCCGAAAAGAUGGCAUCAGACGAGUUCAUCAGCCUUGAGGCACCUUGCGAGGGUGAAGCGAAAGGUGAAGAAGGGGGAGACCUUCAGGUUGAAGCUCCUGAUGUGAAUGGGGCGGCGCCUCAGGCUUCUGAACUCCAACCAGAAGGGGAAGCUGGUACUGUGGGUACUAAUCUCAAGCCGUCUGAUGGGAACAUAGAUCUUGAAGAGGGGCAAGUGGAAGAUAUGGACCUCGAGGACGAUGAUGUGGUUGUAAAGGAUGAGCUAUUAGAUGCUUCCGUUCAGCCUGAAGUCAGUGUUGCAGCUGUACAGACUGUAAUUGGUUUUGAGGUCAAGCUGGACAAGGGUAUUGGGGCCGAAAGUGCACCAAUUUAUGGGUCAAACAGCAUCUCUGUUGAAGAAAGUCCAGCUAGAGGAGUUAAAAGAGCUCGUGUGGAAUCAAAGGAGCCUUCAGUUCAGGUCAUCUACAGUGGCUUGACAAGGGAAAGCAAAAGAAAGCUUAUGGAACUGAUGCAACAGUGGUCUCAGUGGCAGGCCAGAAGGCAGCACAAAGUGAAGGAAGCUGUGGAAGAGAUCUUAGAAAGUGGUGAAGAGACUUAUUAUCCAGCAUUACAUGUUGGUUCCGAGAAAUCUUGUGCUGUGUCAUUUUGGGUGGAUAACCAAGCAAGGGAGAGUGCUACCAUGGAUGAUGAUUCUGUUCCACUGUAUGAUCGGGAAUUUACCUUGGGCUCAACUCCUCUGGGUGAUUCAUCAAACACUGAAAGCAGGGCAGAUAAGGAUGAUUCGCGCUGCUUCAAUUGUGGUUCUUAUAGCCAUGCUCUGAAGGAUUGCCCAAAGCCUCGGGACAAUGUUGCAAUUAGCAAUGCGCGGAAGCAGCAUAAUUUGAAAAGAAACCAAUCUAAUGCUAACCGUGUACAAAAUCGAUAUUACCAGAAAACGCCCGGCAAAUUUGAUGAUCUUAAAGCUGGAGUACUGGGACCUGAAACUAGAGAGUGCUUGGGAAUCGGGGAAAACGAUCCCCCUCCUUGGCUGCAUAGAAUGCGUGAAUUAGGUUACCCUCCAGGCUACCUAGAUGUGGUUGAUGAUGAAGACAAACCUUCUGGUAUCACCAUAUUUGGAGACAGCGAGGUGAAACUAGAGUAUGAGGAGGGAGAGCUUCCAGAGCAAGGAGAAGCAUCCCCACCUCGGAAAAGGAUGACAGUGGAAUUCCCUGGAAUAAAUGCCCCCAUCCCAGAGAAUGGUGACCCCUGGCUGUGGGGCAGCACCCCGCCCCAGUCCUCUGCCCGCCACCACUCAUCGGAUUCGAGGGAUUACCGCGAUAGAGGACCUCCUGGUGCCGAUCAUUAUUCAUCGAGAUACCAUUCCCACGACUAUGGGCAGUUGAGCCCGAGCUUGGGGAGGUCACACUCAGACAGGGGUUGGAGAAGCCCACCUCGUUACGACAAUCUGCCGGCAGAGGACGGUGCAUGGACCCCACAUUCGUACCCUAGUAGGCAGUACUCGGGCCACUACAGCUCGAGCUCGGAGAUGUCGUCGCGGCAUUACAGGGACAGAGACAGAGAUAGAGACAGGCAUGACAGCAGGCACUACCACCACCGCAGAUGAGUCAAGUAUGCAGCUGAUUUGUGCGAUAUCCUUUUGCCGAAGAAUCCUAUACCCGAGGACUUGGAUCUGAUAUAGCAGCAGUUCUGUUACAGUUUCUGAAGUUUCAAAUUUUCUUUAAUUCCAUAUAUUUGCAGCACUGCUCCCAAAUGCAUAGUUGGCAGUUGCCUUCUCUCAUCUGGCCUGUGACUGAGGUCUGUUCCCGUGUUGUAUGACUGCCUUUCUCUUAUCUGUAACUCUGCUCAUUUUUGACAGUUAAGGCAUAUAUUGUAGAAUGCAAAUCUUAGGGCCUGUUUGGAUGAAAGGUUCUAGAAGUAAAACACCGGUAAACUAGACUCCCUGAACAUUUCCUGCCCGUGAGGUCAAAAGUCUUGAUGAAUGGUCAUCACACAAAUUAUAGCUGGUUUA